Molecule: messenger RNA, 627 nt
Organism: Phragmites australis (common reed)
Lineage: Eukaryota; Viridiplantae; Streptophyta; Magnoliopsida; Poales; Poaceae
Product: cytochrome c oxidase subunit 6b-3-like
Exons: 4
Coding region: 156-389 (77 amino acids)
Cellular component (GO): mitochondrion; respiratory chain complex IV
Source: RefSeq, a predicted model, not a curated record
CGGCUUUCCUGGGCUCGGUCUUCUCUUCUUCAGUUCCGGCUCGGAAAAACCAUCGAGGUUGACCCGACCGGUUGCCAAGUGCCACCAGCUCCGCCUCCUCCCUUCCGCCGCGCGACGCCGGGAACCCGCCGCCGUCUCCAGCUCCCUCCACCAACAUGGCCGAGAUUGAGAUAAAAACAGCACCAGCUGACUUCCGCUUCCCUACAACAAACCAAACCAGGCAUUGUUUUACUCGCUACAUUGAGUACCACAGGUGUUUGAACACCAAAAGGGACGAUGCUGGUGAUUGUGACAAAUUUGCUAAGUACUACAGAUCUCUUUGUCCCGGAGAAUGGGUUGAGAAAUGGAACGAGCAGAGGGAGAACGGGACGUUUCCAGGACCUCUCUAAAUCUACCGGCUCAGACCUCGCCUUGGACUAGUCAAUGCUCCGGCCAGUUCCACUGUUGUAUUCUGCAAUUCUGCUUUCAAGUUCGUCAAUGCUUCUGUCCCUUGCUUUUCAAGCAGUCGCUAUGAAACUGUUAGUGAUGCUUUCUUUACGUUGGCCUAAUAAUUGGCUACAGUUACCUCACAUUCGACCUCAUGUGGACCUCACUUUAUUCGUAUAUACGUGUGAAUUUAAACUCGCA